GCGGCCAGUGCUGCAGCUCGGGCUGUCUGGGCGGCGGCGGCGGUCGCUGUCUCCUCGCAUCCCGGGCCUCGCUGGGCCCCCUCCCCCAUGCCCGCGGGCAGCCUGUGAGCAGCGCCCGCCCAGGCCUGGAGAAGAGAGCGGCGGCGGCAGCGGCAGCAGCAGCAGCGACAGCGACAGCAGCAGCAUGGCGGACGACGGGGCCGCGGCGGCGGCUUUGGCCGAGAAGUUCCUGACGCCCGACGAGCCCUUCCCUCUGCUGGGGCCCCCGCGCGGCCCGGGCACCUGCUUCAGCGAGGAGUCGGGCUGCCUGGACGUCAGCGACUUCGGCUGCCAGCUGUCCUCCUGCCACCGCACCGACCCCCUGCACCGCUUCCACACCAACAGGUGGAACCUGACUUCCUGCGGAACCAGUGUAGCGAGCUCUGAAUGCAGUGAGGAGCUCUUUUCAUCAGUUUCUGUCGGUGACCAGGAUGAUUGUUAUUCUCUGCUAGAUGACCAGGAGUUCACAUCUUUUGAUUUAUUCCCUGAGGGAAGCGUCUGCAGUGAUGUCUCUUCUUCUAUUAGCACUUACUGGGACUGGUCAGACAGUGAAUUUGAGUGGCAGUUACCAGGCAGUGACAUUGCAAGUGGGAGCGAUGUGUUCUCUGAUGUCAUCCCCAGCAUUCCCAGCUCACCAUGCCUGCUUCCCAAGAAGAAAAACAAACACCGCAAUCUAGAUGAGCUCCCCUGGAGCGCCAUGACAAACGAUGAGCAGGUUGAAUAUAUUGAGUACUUGAGUCGUAAAGUCAGUACUGAAAUGGGUCUUCGGGAACAACUUGAUAUCAUUAAAAUUAUUGAUCCCACUGCACAGAUCUCCCCUACAGACAGUGAGUUUAUUAUUGAACUGAACUGUCUCACAGAUGAAAAACUCAAACAGGUGAGAAACUACAUCAAGGAGCAUGGGCCUCGCCAGCGGGCCACGAGAGAGCCCUGGAAGAGAAGCAGCUACAACUGUGGCAGCACCAGCGGUGUGAGCGGCGCCAGCGCCAGCAGCAGCAGUGCCAGCAUGGUCAGCUCUGCCAGCAGUACUAGUUCCAGUGUGGGCAACUCCGCUUCCAACUCAAGCGCCAACAUGAGCCGGGCACACAGUGACAGCAACCUGUCUACCAGUGCAGCGGAGCGGAUUCGAGAUUCUAAGAAACGUUCCAAGCAGCGGAAGUUACAGCAGAAGGCCUUCCGCAAGAGGCAGCUGAAGGAGCAGAGGCAGGCCCGCAAAGAGAGGCUUAGUGGGCUCUUCCUCAAUGAAGAAGUGCUGUCUUUGAAAGUGACCGAAGAAGAUCAUGAAGGAGAUGUUGAUGUUUUAAUGUAACCAGGGUGAAUUUGGCCGUGGGGUUUCUAAGCCUUAACAUUAUCCUCAGAGUUUAUGUGGAUUUUUUGUUUUUAACCAAAAUUUUGAUUAGAGCUGUGCUGAUGAAUUAGGUAAAUGUUUGACUCCUCAACUUAAGUGUAGUAAUGAAAGUGGCUUUUUGCAAAAAGACAAAACGCUUUUCCAAGUUAGAAGACUUCACAAGUUGGUUUGUAGUUAAAUCCAUUAAUGUUGAUGUUUAGAUUUAAAAUCACUCUGCAAGGUAGAUGAUUCUCUUUGUGGUAGUACCAGUUGAGUUUUUCCAAAGGGUUGCUGUUUCUGUGUUUGAUGCCCAGCUGGUGGUUUUGUGGUGUUGGGGGCAAGAAGGCAGGGCUGCAGGUGAAGGGACCGUUUGUAUAUUUUUAGGGAGUAUUGUCUUGUGUCUUCACCUGUUAUUUAUUCACAAAAUCAUAGAUAUAAGAUUAGAACCUACUUUUCUUCUCCUUUCUAUUCUUUGUGAAGUCAAAAUCCCAUUGGAAUUGGAGCCUGAUGAUUGUAGGGGAAUAGCUGUGCAUGCAAUCACAGAGCGGGGAGCCUAACGUCAUACUGAAUAGUCAUUGGGUGAGAAAGCUUUGAAAGGGGGAAUUGCUUUCUGACGUUUUCUGGACCUUUAGUGUCUAGAAUCAUUUUUUUCUCUAAGGCUUAUUUUUCUUUUCAAUUUGACCUAAUCUUUGAUUUCCUUUAGCCCAACUUGAGCCUUUAAGUUUGAGUAAUGGUUUCUGGCUUGCUAAGAGACUCAUGUACAAAAUUCCCUGGUGAUAAUCCUGGAAACUCUUCUGGACUUCUGUGUGAAACAUUUUAUAGUACAUAAAAACUUUGAAUCAUGGGAGUUUUCCAUAAGAACCAUAAUUUAAAGUGUCUGCCAUGAACGUGAACUAGGUACAUGUUAAUAUUCACUAGUUUAUCACUACCUUGUAAGAUAGUGUGAAAUGAGGGCAUUCUUUAAAGUAUUUUCAUAGUAGUAUGUUUGAAUGAGUAUUAGAAAUACUAAAAAUUUUAAGUAGCUUAAGACAGUCUUUGACUCUUUCUGUAGGGAAGUUUAUGAUGGGGACUAUUGGUGUUGACAGUUGAUGGGCUGCUCUUUAAAAUUGUUUGAUGGUUACAUUCUUGGAGGUAAGAUAUUUUUGGGUGAUUAUAGCUUCAUAAAAGCAACCAGUCAGAGUAGUCAUGCUGUAGAGUCCACAUUCUUCUCCAGUAUUUUACUUUUCUGUAUUUUGUUCUAAAAGUAGGUAAUUUAUUGAGGAGAGACGUGCUCUAAAUUCCUACUUUGAUGUCUUGGGGUGACUUUAUUUUUAUUUCACUUUGAUACCUAAAGGGUUAAAUAAGGAAAGAAGAAGGGAAAGAAAAAUGACAAAUGAAAAAGAACUAGUGUAGCUUUUGUGACACAUGGUCAGAACAUUGAAAAUGCUACCACGUGACUCUUUUGUAAGUAUAUUGUAAAAGACCGCAUUCAUAAGAGAUACCAUUGUUUUCUCACAGUAGUUCUGCUUCUCUUCUUCUCUUCCUACUUUUUACACCCUCAGAUGGCUCUAUUCCUUCAGAAGCAAGAAGGCUAGACACUAGAAUCCUCCAAGAGAGGGUAGGCAAAGCCAUAUGACUCUAGGCCACGAGUGCUAAACUCAAACAGAAACAGAUCCCUGAGACUCCAUAUUGAUUUAAAAACAGCAAAAUAACCUUAUCUAUGUUGUGUUGUAAGAUUUUAUUUGUUUUGUUAAACAUUUCCUAAUUAUAUUUUAAUCUAGAUCAGCCCGUGGCAUUAAGUUUGACACCUCUACUCUAGAUAAUUUAAGUAAAAGGAACAGAUUUCUUACAGCCAAGCCAUGAAAAAAGUUCAAGCCAAGAAAGAAGUUCAAGGAAAUAAUUGGCUGGUCUGUGGAGCUGUUUUUCAAGGAAAACAGGACAGCUAGUUUUUGGUUUGAAAAAAUAUCAUUUGUCCCUCAGAUAAAUAGAAAUUUAUCCAAAUGUGGAUUCAGAUGAACUUUAUUUGCAUUUCAUUUCUUUUGACAACGAAAGUGUUUCUGAUUCAGUGAUAACCUUCAAGAUUCAUCUGUCAGACUCCAUAGUGUCCUGUCUUGGCUGAUGUCUUAUAUCGUACCCAUGUGGGCAUGUUGGAUAACAGAUACUUGAGAAUUUGUGUUUUCCCCUUAGUCGGAUACCUUUUCCCCAUUCAGUGAUAUUGCUCCGCAGUUUCACCUCACUUUGGUGGAUCUGUGAUCUUAUCAGUGUGCAUGCUCCCUGCAGCAUUGCAGGGAGUACCCCAUCCUGUGUGGCUCUUGUCCAUCCUGUGGUUCUUGUCUAUCCUGUGUGGUUCUUCUCCGUGCUUUCCUGUAACUCCUACACUAGGGCUUCACCCAGUGCUGGGACCCUUCCUCAAGAUCUUGUGAUACAGAGAGGAUUGGGGAUACCAGAGGAGUGAGUUAGUAACCAUCGGUUAUCCCUUUCUUUAUAUAAAACUAGCCCAUCCCCUUCAUAGUAACUUUCCUUAAACUGUCUAAUAUUGCAAUUGCAACUGACUGCACAUGUCACUUUAUGCUAUUAUUGUUUUCCAUUUCUUAACAGAAAGGAAGCAUGUUGUAACAUUAGUUGUGUGAAACCAAUAUUAGUUGUAUUUGAUUUGAAUUCUUGUCUUCAUUUCCAAUAGAUAAUCACUGUGUGUAUAUUCUUUGAUUCUGCUGUCUUUGCUUUGUGUCACUUCAAACAAAUCGUAGAUUUCACUGGUAUCCUUUAUACCACUUUUCCUGCAUAGUGUCUCUUUGGUAAUCUGUGGUAGCCUAUUCACAUGUACCUUUCCAUUGUUGACCCUUAACUUGACAUCUUAAGAGAUUGGGAUAUUCCAUGACUUGGAGCCAUACUAUAUCGCAAGAGGAAUAAUGAUGCCAAAAAUAUGGACCUUUGUUUUAGGGUGAAAUUUGGGGUCAUUAAAAGCCCUGCACACUUACCCAAAGGCAAUCCAGUCAGCCCUCUUGUUCCUACUCAACUCUAGGCUCAGGUCAUCGUAGAUCCACAGUGUCUGUCAAAAAUAGAGGGGUUUCCAUUUCAGCUGCAUGCUGUAGUCUAAACAAUACAUUCUCUAUUCGUUUUUUUAAAAUCUUUUAAAAAUAUUGACAUACUUGUUUUAACAGAGUGGUCACUUUGAAAUAAAUACCCCCUUCAUACUACCUUUUCUUAAAUCGUCUAAUAUUGCAAUUGCAAUUGACUGCACAUGUCACUUUAUGCUCUUAGAGAGUAAAGAAGCUUGUUUUAAUAUUAGUGGCGUGAAAUUAUGUUAGCUGUGUGAAACUACUAUUAGUCCUGUGAAACCAACAUGUCAUUGUAUUUGAUUUGAACUCUUGUUACAUUAUUGUAGUCGUGUAUGAUCUUUUGGUUCUUUCUUUGCUCUGCAUCAGUUCAUACAAUUCUUCCCAUGUUUCUCUGAACUCUUCAUAUUGUUUUCAACAGCAUAAUAGCAGGCCAUUGCAUUCAUAUGCACAAGUCUAUUCUACCAUUCCUCACUUGUUGGGCAUGUGAUUUCCCCCCCCUUCCCCCUUUCCUACUACAAAAAAUGCUACUCUGCUAUUUUGGUACAUAGAGGACUUUGCUUCCUGUCAUUGACCUCCAUCAAGUAUGAGUAGUAUGACUAGAUUAAAGGAUAUGGACAGUUUAGUAACAUUUCUAAACAUGAUUUCAAAUUGUUUUCUGGAAUGGUUGAACCAGUUUAUAGUUCCACCAACUGUGUAUUGGUAUACCUGUCUCCCACAUUGUCCUCCAACAUUGACUAUUUUCAUCAUUUAAAAUAUUUGCCAAUAUGCCUCAGUAUUUUUGCAUUUCUCUUGUUAAUGAUUUAGAGCAUUAGUAUUCUCCUUUUUCUGCUAGUCUCACAUGACUGAGAGCCAUUUUAUAUUUUUCCUUAUUUCCUGGGUCACUGUGGGUAGAUGAUUGAUCACUCUGUGGCCAGCCUACAUACAGGUGAUGAACACAUCAGUUGGAGCUAUUCCUUACAGAGUAGCCAUAGCCCCCUGGGACUGGGCUGUGCAGCCCUAGCCUUGGAGAGCCUAGAGUCACCAUCCUGGCCAUGAUAAGACAACAGAAAUGAAGCAGUUUCUCCUGGUGUGUUUAAAAAAAAAGGUAGAAAUCAAAUUAGUCAUUUAGGUAUAUAACAAAAAUGAAACUUGUCAUUUCUGCAGAGAUCAUUCAUUGAAUGAUUUGAAUUUUUUAAUUACAAUAUUGAAUUUAUUAAUUACAGAUUUGAUGAAUGUUUACAGAUGUAGCAGAACAGUUUAUAAAUGACUCUGCAUUUCAGCCUUUUUUUUUUCUCUUCUUCCCUUCCAAGGGUUUCAAGUGUCUGACCUGUGGGAAAAUAAUGGCUAGAGAGUGAGUCUUCAAAGCAGGUGAACCUGAGUUCAAGUUGUCUCCUCUUUAGCCUAGUUGUGUGACACCUCUCAUUGCCCCAGGAAAAUCUCUAAGGUGGCCCAUUGUCUAGGUCGGAGGUGUAGUCUGCAUGGGUAGAAGUACAGUCCCUACUGUGGGAACUUCCCAGAACCAAUGAAAUCGCAGGUCCUGAUUGAGGUGACACCGCCCAACUUUCAGUUCAACAAAAUUGGCUUCGUAGAGAGAAUUCAUUAGAAAGAAAUUGAAUGUCUAGUGAGAGAUCACUUGAUCUGCUGUCUCAACUAGUGUUUAAGUUGAGUGCCAUCUUUCUUGCCAAUGAAAUAAAACUUGGUCAGAUUCCAUAAAAUACAACAGUUCUUUGACCAAGCCUGCAAUUCCUUCAAAUAAAGUCAAAAUUGCAAAACAAAUCCCCAGAGACUGAUAUUUCUGAUUCCUCACAGAUUUGAUGCAGAUAUUAUUUUAAUCUGCCUCUUAAAAUUGUAAAAAUCUCCUCUUGAAAGAAUAACCAAUUAAGCCCCAAUUUACUCUUUUUUGGAAUAGUUUUGAUUCUCAGAUUAAGUUCAUGACAUGUCUCCAUAUUGAUGACUCAAUGUGCAUCUGAGUUCAGAAACAGUAGGGAAAGCUUCUUUGCAGACCGUAUGUGGAAGAUAUUCCUGCACCAUGUUUGUAGUUACUUACAUGUAAUUAAGGCCCACCUCAGGCUUCUUGCUUCUUUCACUUUCCCUCUUAUGUAUUUGUUGUUGAUAUAUGUACUUUGUUCUACUGCUUCUGCUUGUUUCAUUUCACAUUAUUUCAUAAAGGCCUCUCCAGAUUUCUUUGUAUUCCUCAAACUUGCCCAUCUUAAUUACAUUAUAUUAAUGUACCACAAUUAUGUCACCAUUUCCCUAUUGUUUAGACAUUUAGGUUCCUUCCAGGUUUUUUGCAAGUAUAUUUAAUGCCGCUAUGAAAAUCAAAGGCAUUUUCAAGUCAUGAUUAUGUUUUGUAGCUUGUACUGGCUGGAUGGCUCUCCAGAAAGGUUUUAUGGGCUUACAUUUCUGCCAGCAAUGAAUGAGUUGUUUCACAGCAACCCCUGUUGCUUUUAGUUAUUUUUGCUAGUUUGCUAGGUGUGGGGUGAUACCUCAAAGUUGGUUUCAUUUGGUAUUUCUUUUAUUAUUAGUGAGGUUAACAUUUUUCAAGUGGCUAGUAACUUGUUUUUAUUUUGAAAAUUGUAUCCUUUAGCCAUUUAUCCAUUGUGGAUAGAGGGGGAGGGGUUUGAGGUAGUUACCACUGUGAUUUUUUAAAUAGCUCCUUAUAUGUAGAUAUCAAUCUUUAUCUGUCAUAUUUGUCCUUAAAUAUUUUCCCCAGUCUAUUCUUUUUUUAAAAGUUACGUUGAGUUUUAUUGUACAUAAAAUUUUUGUCUUAAUGUCGUCAAGCAUGUCAGUUUUGUUGUCUUCUAUUUGAAUGGGCAAAGAUAAUCCAUCCCCCUUCUACAAUUUAGAUGAACACUUUAUUACAUUUUCAUGUUUAAGUUCAUCUUUCAGCUGGAAUUGACUGGGAUAUAGUGUGUAAAAUGUGAGUCUCAAUCUCUUUCCUGCCAAAUUGCCAACCAGUUUUCCCAAGUUAAGUAAUGAAUUCUGUGCUCAGUCUCUUUCUUGUCUAUCAGUUCACCAAACAUUGGUCUUUUGUAGAUGUUUGGCUGGAUAUCUGGUGUAUCUAGUCUAUUCCAUUGAUAGAUUUCUCCAUUCCCUGUACAGUACCAGAUUGUUCACUAAUAACCACUUGGAUAAUUUGUUUUAAAGUUGGGCAGGGCAAGACCACCUUCGUCAGCUUAUUUUCUUUAGUGUGCCCUUUGGCAGUUUUGCUUCCUCUUUUCCAUACAGAUUGUUUUGCCUUGUUCUGUAAAGAAGCCCUUGACAUUUUGAUUUGUAUUGCAUUAAAUAGGUAAGUUAAUUUGGGGUGAAUGGUCAUUUUUACUAUAUUAGAUUGUACCUUAUACCAGGCUUGUCCAAAUUUGAAAAAAAUGUGAUUGUUUUUUGACCAGGGGAGAAUAAGUACACAUUAUGUUAGGUGACAAAUUAGAUCUAAAUUUAGAAAUGCUUUUUAAAUCUCAGAUCAAAUUAAACUAUAUUGAUUCUACUAUUUCAGUAUUUAAAUUGUACAAGUUUAAUUAUUACCCAUCAAAGCCUCUGGAGCUAGGUAAGAAAUUAAGUAGAUGACUCUCUUCUUUUUCUGUCCCAGACUUGCCUUUCUCAUUUUCAUAGCAGCUAAGAACAAACAAUAUAGUUUGGACUCAUGCAGGCAUGCCACAUGGUCUGUUGAGUGAUAGUCUGAAUGCUUUAAAAAUACUUUUUUCCUUUUUUUAACACCAUCAUCUUUAGCACAUUUUUCUUUUAGAUUUUUUUGGCAGGUCACUUUAAUUUACAGUGUGAUAUCUAGAAUCAGCACAUUCACACUGCAUUGUUGAUAGUUGUAGAGUUUUUUAAAGUCUUUUUUGAUUAUAUCUCUAAAACUAAAUUAUUUUAAUGAGUAAGAGAAGCAACUGAGAGGUACAGCAACUUUACUAACCUAGGCAUUGCUGUCAUCCUUGGGCCUGGGCCAUAAGUGCUUCAUUUAAAACAAUUUCAGAUCACUCUUAGCUUUUACUUCCUUUGGAAAUAAUUUCCCUACUAAAAAGGCUUCAAAGGAACAUUGACAAUUGGGUUUCAGCUGGAUUGUAGAGAAAUCGACAGCUCUGAAGUCCAGCUGUUCAGGAAGAGGGCAGAGCAGGUGCUUGGCUCCCUUUCCUCUUUUAGGUACCUGUUCUAAAGUGCUUUUCGGCUUCUCAGCACCAUUAUUAAAUUAAAGCUUUUAAAAUACUUCUAAAUGAAGUUCUUACUAAGCACAGUAAGCAAACCAGUUUGGUCUUCACUGGGUUCAAUAGUGAGAGUUUGUGAUUUGGUAUAAAAAGUAUUUUUCUAUCAUUGUGAUGAGUAGAACCUUUGGAGAUGGAAGUACAGGGCUGUGUGUGGCUGGGGCUCUGCUCUAGCUGUGGAUGUGCAUCUUAACUAUAGAAACAGAGAAAGAAUUCCUUAAGUUUGUUUUGAGGCUUCAUCUGGAUGGCUUGAACUGAGCUGGAAGCCAGAACCCUUCCCAUGCAUGGGGCUGCUUAUUUCUCAAGUAGUACUUGAUCCAUUAAGCUUCUUAAGGUGACAGCUUGGUGUUUGGUUAUUUGCCUGAAGGUUUUAGAAAGAUGGUGGCAAAUUCCCAUUACUGACAUUGUUUGGAUUCAUUUUGAUAGUUCAGAUAGUCCACUAUUUCCCAUUCUGAGGCUUUGUGUGUCUGGAAUUCGGUAACUGUGCUGUCAAAAUCAAUGAAGGAAAUGAAAACAGAUUUAAAACAUUUCAUAGGUGGUUAAAUUUCAAAUCAGCAUUUUUUUUUUUCAUUUUCAAAGGUCAGUAGUUAAUACAGCCCAAGAUCAGAACCAAAACAAGAAUAAAAUUGGCUGGUGUGAGUAAUUUUCAAGUUCUCUGAAUUACUGUAGAAGAUGGUUGAAUCAGGAUUUCCCCCUGAUCUCUGGUCACUGUAUUCUUACACUAUAAUAUUACAUUACAAUGCACUUUUGUGUACAUACAUCUGUUUUCUGUAUAUUCUGUACCUACCACAAUGUAUAUAAAAGCCUUUUUCUGAAGUGAAGGAAUUGAUAAUAGCUGCAAUAUUCAUAGUUUUUGUUGAGGCCCUUGUAUUUAAAAAUUGUCAUACAGUUGAGAAUGAACACAUACGGGUUGCAGUUAAAGCUGACAACAUGGCAGAGGUGUCUGUUGAAACUGUAUAUACAAAUGAAGUGUUUGGAUUGUGAGGCCUUCAUGCAGAGAUACCAUUGAUCAGUCAUGUUUACAUAUCGGAUUUAGACACAUCCCACAUUUGCUUCAUUCUUGCUCUUGCCUAAUCUUCCCCUUCUUACCCCACCCAAGAAUCUUGACUUACUGUCCCGGAAGGAACAUAACAAUGGUGCUACCUACCAUGGUGCAGUUGAUAAAUCAGCACACUGUACACAUGGAUUGCAUGGAAUGGCAUUUUGAUGCUUCUUCCCUUGCCCUAUUUCCUACCCCUCUACACGCCCCCCCCACACAGAUUUUCUUUAGUCCCUGUAAGCUUUUUUGUGGAUGUCAUUUUCCAGGGUUCAUUCAUUGGUUAUACCAAAAUUUGCCCACAGAUAUCAGAUACUUCCUGAUACUUUAUGGGCAUCAUAAUUAAGUGCAUUUUUUGUCAUUUACAAAAAGCUAAUAUAAAACCAGCUUAGAAGGUUUGCAUAGCAUCUGUAACAUAGUAUUUUUUUAUUCUUUCUCACUUCAAAUAUUGCCUUUCACAGAUUUUUCUAUAAAAACUAAUAAUUAUAAACAGAAUGUUUCCAUUACCGAUCAAAUUGAAGAUUAUCAUUGAACCAUGGUUAAGAAAUAUCCAGAGAUGAAGACUUCAGUUAGAUCUUUAGGAAUAUCUCUGCCACUAAUGGGAGGGUUACAGUGGAGAAUAAGGGUAGCCUUUAUCUCUUCCCCACCCACACCCGCCCUCAUGGAAAAGCUGUAGGAUUGUAUAGAAGGAAAUUGACCAAUCUAUUUCCGAUUGCUUUGGGGAAGAAAAAGUGGGGUUGGGAGAAGCGGCAAUUUUUUUUUUGUCAAAGAUACAAGGUUCAAGAAAAUAAUUCAUGUUUUUCAUGAAAAUCUAAUUCAUGCUUUGUCUGUAGUCUUAGAUUUUAAACAAUGUAGCUUAGAACAUGUGGUACAUAUAUAUGUGUGUAUAUGUGUGUGUGUGUGUGUGUGUGUGUAUAUAUAUAUAUAUAUAUAUAUAUAUAUAUAUAUAUACACACAUACACACACGCACAUAUACAUAUAUAUGCUUAUGCUCCUACUUUUGGUCAUGUAAAGCUUUGGAUGGGAUGCAAAACCACUUAUCAUAGUUUAAAAGUGAGCAUUAGUGAUCGAGAAAUUGAGGACUUGGGGGUUAUAUGAAAGGAAAAUUGUUGGCUUAAACAUGAAAAGCUACUAUUCAAUUUGGGAACUUGGGCAGUUUAACACAGCUGGGUGAAUAGCUUUCUCAAGUCUUAGCAGUUUCAUUUGGCUGAGGGAUGAUAACUAAUGAUUGAAUAGGUGGGAAAUUCCCUAUCUUCAUUAAUCUAGCUUAGGAAUUUCUAGUUCUCUCCCCUGUCCAUUGCCACUUAACUUUUUCUUAUUAGCCUAUUUCUCCUUCUCUUUGACAGGAAAGUUAUAAGUAACGUAAAUGUUCACAUAGGGAAGGAAAAAAAAUCCAUUUUACAUUGAUAUAUUACUGUGGUAUCAGAAAACCCAUUGGCAGUGAUGUGAACUAUACAGACCCACCCUCCAUAAAGUGUUUAUGGCACAUUGUGCAGCAUUGGCACAUUGCUAGGGGCAGAGAAGCCCUUCCCGUCAUGCUUUGAUGGGUACGUUUUACUUCAUUUUUGGGGGUUUAAUGGGAAAUGUAGGCGAUGUGUUUGAGCGUAUGUGAAAAUGCGUGUGUAUUCCUCUCUAUAUGUGUGUGUGAUCUUAGAAUUUUAGUAGGUUGAAAGAGAAUAAAGCCGGCUCUGAAUUUUUUCCAGUGAGUAAAAUUCAUCUUCUGAAUCUCUUGUCAUUUAUGUUGAUUUUAGCAGUCGGAAUCCAAGAGAAUUCAUUUUAAAUAAAUAUGUAGUGUUUAUUGUUCCCUUUCAUUUUAAAUUAAGCUCUUAAAGCUUACUUAAUCAUUGUGCAUUUGACUAUCACUGAUAGAGUAAUUGUUUAUACUAUUAUUGUAUGAUAGGCCAUAAACUACUGAUGGUGUUAGCUUGAACACGUUUUUGCUGAGCUCAGUAAGCGUUUUUGAGCUAAAAGAAGCCUGUGUCUGUUUUUCUCCUUCCAUUUGAGCCAUGGAGAAUAAAAAACAUGGGGUUGGGGGGAGAGGAGGGAAGGAACUACUGACAAGGAGUAGGACAAAACCAGAAAUUAUCUAACAAUCCCAGGACCUAAAUAAUCUGAGCCGGUUUGGGCC
Messenger RNA from Phascolarctos cinereus (koala), 11746 nucleotides. RefSeq names its product family with sequence similarity 199, X-linked (gene FAM199X). NCBI's taxonomy places the organism in Eukaryota, Metazoa, Chordata, Mammalia, Diprotodontia, Phascolarctidae. The record is from RefSeq and is a predicted model, not a curated record.